AUGGUGGUUGGACUGCAGUUCUUGCUUUCUAGAGUCGAGCAGGAUGUGCCAAAAGCGGUUCCUGCAGAGGUGAAGGUGGAGAAGAAGGAGGACGCGCAGGAGAGCCCUGCUCAGGUAGACAUCCCGACGCCGACAACCACUGUGGAGGCGGAGAAGCCCAAAGCCACGAAGGAGAGCCCAGUCGAGGCCGCCCCUGCCAUUGUGGCAGAGACCAAGGUGGAAGUUCCAGAGCCCGUCAGCGUGUCUAUCCAGGCGGAUCCGGCACCCUCUGCAGAGAGGGCGGAGGUGGCCACUCCUCCUCUUCACAAGGAGGAAGCCGCCGCCAUCCCGGUGGCGCCUGCCAAGGAGCCAGAGAACACCAAGGCCCCAUCGGAGGAGGCCAUUGUGGCUUCACCGUCGGCCAGUUCCGGUGCCGUGGCUGCUGUCACUGUCACACCACCAAGGACAAGCAACUGCUACAGCUGGAUCCGGCGGCUCUUUUUCUGA
Messenger RNA from Symbiodinium natans, 486 nucleotides. The record is from the annotation of a GenBank genome assembly. NCBI's taxonomy places the organism in Eukaryota, Dinophyceae, Suessiales, Symbiodiniaceae.